This is a messenger RNA of Python bivittatus (Burmese python), 1479 nucleotides long. RefSeq lists its product as uncharacterized. Lineage: Eukaryota; Metazoa; Chordata; Lepidosauria; Squamata; Pythonidae. The record is from RefSeq and is a predicted model, not a curated record.
AUGCCAGAGCUGCUGGGCUCCGGCUCAGUCAGGCUGAAACCCGCCCGCCCCCGUUUCCAAAGGGCCCUCCGCGGGCAUCGUCCCACCCUGCUGCUUUGCCGACUGGCUGCAGGGACGCGCUACUUCCACGGCAGCAACAAGGAACAAACGGAUCAUCGAGCCAACAAGGAAUGCCAGAGCAGCCGGAACCAGAGCGGCGGCGCACAGCGGACGGCCCUCGCACCUGCUGGGCAAGACGCCAUCCUUCUUCUGGACCCCAGUCCCGGCACCAACUUCGGCCACCCGCUCCUGCUCUUCUACGUCGACUUCAACGUCAGCCCGCGCCGGUGCCGCAGCCGCGACAGCCUCUACCUGGGGAGCUAUGAAUGCUUGACUCCUGUACAGAGAAAUCACUGUGAGAACCAGCUAAAGCGCAGACCAGGACGCAGCAAGGGGCGGAGCCAGCGGUCAGCAGGACACAUUCGCCAUGAAGAGCCACCAGUAGGGUUCUGUGAGAUACAUUUUCUGCCCCUGGUAGUGGUGGCCCAGGACCUGAAACACCUGCAAAAACUGCACUGCAUAGAUCUCCGGGGGUACAGCCCAUGCCCACAGCCGCUGCCUCUUGUUAGUUCUAGUUCCACGGCUGCCUACUGUGAGCUCAACAAGAAUACACGGCGGUGCCAUCGCCAGCAGGCUCCGACAUACAAGUUGUGCCGCAUGUAUCAGACAUGCGACCAUGCAGUAUUGAUUGCAGGUGGCUGGCAAGAGCAGGUCACCUAUCCCCACCAUGCCCAGAACCUGUUGCUCUUCUACCAGAUGCUUCGACGAAAUGGUUUCCGCCAAGAGCAUAUCAAGGCUUUCUUUGCCAAUGAGGGACAGGCUUCAGUGGAGAUGGGAAAUGUGCAACCAGCCACAGAGAAGUUGGCAAUCCGGUCCCACUUGGCACUUAUCUGCCGUAGCCUGCAUUGUGCUGACACUCUGGUACUCUACCUCAAUAGUCCAGCUUCCAGUGAUGGCACCAUGCUCUUGUGGGAUGCUAACCAUAAUGGCAUUGCUGAUCCUAAAGAGCGGUAUGCCAUCUCAGAGCUCUUAGGAGACUUGGAAAGUUGCAAUGCCCACCGGGUGCUGCUUUUCCUUGAUCAGAGCUAUCCAGGACCAUUGGUAAAGAAGCUUCGGGCAUCACAGCACCAUCCCAAUGUAGUGCUGGUACGUAGCACCACUGCCAUCCGAAGUGGAUCAGCUUUUGCUGAAUUCUGGGCAGGACUGCAGCCUGACCAGUGUCUGCUUCAGCACACCUUGCCGGUGGGUUCAUGGUCUGCAGUCUUGGCCUCUGGUACUCCAGUCCAGCUGCUCAAUGUCACAUUAGCAGGAGCCCCAUGCCAUUCUGUGCCACCCCUAGGAGAGGAGGAACGCCAGCGUCGCUACCAAGGCUGCCAGAACCUUCCCACCAUGUUGUGGUAUCAGAGCAGGCACCAACAGGAACUACAGGCAGAUGACUGA